Molecule: messenger RNA, 3087 nt
Organism: Cylindrotheca closterium
Lineage: Eukaryota; Bacillariophyta; Bacillariophyceae; Bacillariales; Bacillariaceae
Source: the annotation of a GenBank genome assembly
AUGAUCCCGCUAAAACAUCAUCUUUGGCUAGCAGGCCUUGCACUCCUCAUAAUGGUACAGCUACCCUCCGUGACAGCCACAGAUUUCAAUGUUUAUUUGCUGUUGCAAGCCAUGAGCCAAGAAUCCUCCCUUUUGAAGUCAGCCUUUGCCGAUUCGCAAUCCUGCUUUGACAAUUUGAUUAGUGCGGAUUCCGACUCGAGUUACCAAUUGACGAGACGAGAAUACGUUCAGUUUAUGAGAUCGAGUGGUCCCCCUGGCUUUUUAAUGGAUGUGGCGAGUUUUGAGGACAUGCCAUUGGCCUUGCAAUCUACCUUUAAUGCACUGAGCUGCUUGUGUCCCGACUCGUCCCGAACGAAUUGCUGCAAUGACUUGUUGGAUAUCAAUGGAGCCGGUGGGGAUGCCGACCAAGCGGAAGAGAACGAAUUGUUUUUGGUGUGUAGCUUGACGAGGGUGGCCAUUAAUUACGUGGCGAAUACUGAGGGCCCCACUGCGGCUCCAACCUUUUUGGAACCGAGCCCUGCUCCGACUUUUGUGCCGAGUAGUGCCCCCACUCGGCAACCCAGUAUGGCACCAUCCAACAGUCCAACCGUAUCACCAAGUGCGAGACCAUCCUCAUCUCCUACUGUGGUACCGAGUGCGAGACCAUCUUCAUCUCCAACCAUGGUACCAUCUACAAGUCCCACCAUUUCACCGAGCGUCACGCCAUCAUUAUCGCCUACCAUUACAGCUUCCAAUGUACCCACAGCAACUCCAUCAGUAUUGCCAACAGAGACUGCCUCUGGGGUUCCUACUACCGAACCCUCAUCGACACCAUCCCUUGCGCCUUCCAUGCCCCCGGAACCCACUGCCUCGGCAGCUCCCAGCGGUACGGCUUCCGAAAGUCCGACCGGGUUACCGAUUAUCGAAACGUCUAUCGAAUAUCGAGUGGGCGUCCAAGAUGGCGUGUAUACUCCAGAGUUUGAUUCCAUAUUGGUGGACGCCAUGGAUUCCUUGGCGCCCGAAAUCUUGGUGGCCACCUUGGGAGAACGUCGUCGUGUGCUGCGACAACGAAGAAGAAAAUUGCAAAGUGUGGCAUUGCCGACACGGAUUGACGAAUAUUUGCAAGACGAAUGCGACACACUUUUACCAUCCGAAGAUGGCUGUGCCGUGAUUCAAGCCUCGGUGUUGUUGCAAUUCCCGCCUGGCACCACUGGGAGUGAUGAAGUGGCAACGGAAUUCAAGAACCAAUUGGAAACGGCCAUUCGCACGGGCGCCUUUUCGGACAAGCUAGCAUCACAGAAUCCAGACACGCCUCUGUAUAUCAUUGAUGAUCCACUCUUGGAUUCUCUGUCCGGGGAUCGGGGUGGGAUUCUCAUUGAAGAAGAUGAUGAUAAUGGUGCGAUUGCUGGUGUGGCUAUUGCGGGUACCAUUGUCUUGGCAGCAUGCCUCUUGUUUUAUAUUUGGCACGAUCGCCAACAGAAAGACAAGGAAGAGCUGGAACCCUUGGAACCAGCCCCACGCGAUUUGUCCUUUUUGGACACGGAUGAUGGGGUGGAAAUUGAAAAGAAGGAUGAAGCGAAAGAUGCCACUCCUACGAAGCCACUGCCCAAAACACCGGACCGCAAAAAGAAAAAGCGGCCGUCCCAAUCAUUGAGUCCCAACCGAGGCGAUCACGAUUCGGAUGCCGGUGAUUCGGGGUGGUCCAGCAGUGCUGGUGUCUCGAGUCUCAAUACGGGAGACCAAAUGACCAAUGAACAACUAGACACCAUGGACUUUUCUUAUGAACAAGCCCAAGUGGGCAGCCAAAUGGGCGGCAGCAGUCUCGGCACUCCCAGCCAAGAUGAUGUGUCGGUCCCAACGACUAGUUCGGUCACCAGAGCUGAUUUGGAUUCCGCUAUUGAAUCCGGUGACUGGGCAGCAGUCGGAGCCACGGCUGCCUUGUUGGCUGCGGCUUCGGAUAGUAACUCGUACUCGUCUCGAUCGCUCACCAAUCCGGGAACGAGUACGCGAGAUGGAUCAUCGACCGUUUCCAGUUUUGAUGCGGCCCAUGUGGCGGAAUUGGACCAUUUGGUGGAUGCCGGAGACUGGGAGGGUGUCGUUUUGGCAGCCGCUCGCUUUGAAGCUUCGACGGUUGCCAGUGAUUCGGAAUCGCGCAUGUCCGGCAGUUUGGCCAGUUCCAUGACUCGCAAACAACAAGAGUAUCGGGCGCAAGUCGCAGGAUUGUUGCAACGAGUGGCUCCAGAAGAGGCAGAUAACAUUGACGAAAUGAUUCUGCAGUUCCACGGACGAGAAGACGAGUUGAUUGAGACUCUCAAGCUAAUGGAAGAACGAAAAAUGGCUCAAGAGACCAAGGACAGUCCACCGUCAGCGGCCGAUGCUAAAGUUGGAGCGAAUGCGAGAAGUCUUGGUACUGGAACGCUGACACCAAAGCGAAAGCCAGCCCCAGCAGCUGCAUCAAGUCUUGGACCAGGCUCAGCCCAAAGCUUGGGCACGGCCAAAAGCUUGGGCACUGGCGUCUUGGAAAUGACCCCACGCGAGAAAAAACAGUCUCAGUUGGAGAAGGCCAUUGAAGCUGGUGACUGGGAAGCAGUCGGUGAAGCUGCGGCCUUGUUGAAUGACAUUGGAUCGGCUUCCUCAGCUGAUACUGAUGAAAUUAAUCGCUUGGCAGAUGGUCUUUCUGCGGGAACUGGAGAAUUCUCGACCGAGUCUGGCAAAAAGAGAUCAGACAAGGCUGAAGAGUUGGACAAACUAAUUGAUCAGGGGGAUUGGAUGGGAGUCGUUCAAGCAGCCGCCGAUUUCGAGUCGGAAGACAAGAAAAAAUCCAAAAGUUGGUUUUCCAGAGGAGAACCCAAGGACAAAGACAGCGAACGAGAAGACCGGCUAAAGAAACUAAAAGCAGAACAAGAAGCACUCGAACAAGCCGAUAUGUGGAUGGCUAUAGCCGAAAAGUCAAAAGACGACAGCAACAAAGACGACCGAGGUGCCAGCGAAGCUGCCGAUUGGGCAAUCGGCCGAAGUCUAGCCGCUCUGGUGGAAGCCGAGGGGUCUCCCGGCAAAUCACCGAAGAAGAAGACUGCCAGUGGUGACACGAGUGAAUAUGAAGUAUAA